GCGGGUUGGGUAGGGUUGGCGGCCCGCCCCGGGGCCUCUUCAAGACCUCUGGAAGGCAGAAAAGGCUCGACGGGGUCGUUGUCGUCUCACGUCCAGAACCCAGUUCCCCGCGUCUCCCGUGUGGCAGCCCGGGACCCGCGGGCGUCGGGCGUGUGGCGGGCCUGGUCAAGGCGGGACCGCUUUAGCGCCAGCCCCCAUCACCGCCCCCGCGCCUUCCAGAAGAGCGAAACUCUGGUUGGCUUGCUUUCCAAGCAUACUUUGCUGCUUCCAUUUUAAAAAGUCUCGACCUCCCACCGCCAGGCUCCAUCCCGAGAACAACGAGGCUGUGAGUGUUUGGGAACCAGGCCCAGUCGGCGGCCUCAGUCCGGGCGUCCCACCUCUGCACAACCCGUCGGGCGCCGGGGCUCGGGCAGCACGCGGAGAUGAGGAGCAGGAGCAAUUCCGGAGUCCGCUUGGAUGGAUACGCGCGGCUGGUACAGCAAACCAUCCUGUGCUACCAGAAUCCGGUCACAGGGCUGCUGUCAGCCAGUCACGAACAGAAGGACGCCUGGGUGCGGGAUAACAUCUACAGCAUUCUGGCCGUGUGGGGCCUGGGCAUGGCCUACCGCAAGAAUGCCGACCGCGACGAGGACAAGGCCAAAGCCUACGAGCUGGAGCAGAACGUGGUGAAACUGAUGCGGGGUCUUCUCCAGUGCAUGAUGAGACAGGUACAUAAAGUGGAGAAGUUCAAGCACACUCAGAGUACCAAGGACAGCCUGCACGCCAAGUACAACACCGCCACCUGCGGCACCGUGGUGGGUGACGACCAGUGGGGCCACCUCCAGGUGGAUGCCACCUCCCUCUUCCUCCUGUUCCUGGCCCAGAUGACGGCCUCCGGUUUACGUAUUAUUUUCACCCUUGACGAGGUGGCCUUCGUACAGAAUCUUGUUUUUUACAUAGAAGCUGCAUAUAAAGUCGCUGAUUAUGGAAUGUGGGAGCGUGGAGAUAAGACUAAUCAGGGCAUUCCGGAAUUGAACGCAAGCUCUGUAGGAAUGGCCAAGGCAGCCCUUGAGGCAAUUGACGAACUGGACCUCUUUGGAGCCCAUGGAGGACGCAAGUCAGUGAUCCACGUGCUGCCUGAUGAUGUCGAACACUGCCAGUCUAUUCUGUUCUCCAUGCUGCCAAGAGCAUCAACGUCUAAGGAGAUUGACGCUGGACUUCUUUCCAUUAUCUCUUUCCCGGCCUUUGCAGUGGAAGAUAUGAACCUUGUGAAUGUGACCAAAAAUGAAAUUAUUUCCAAGCUCCAGGGGCGUUAUGGAUGCUGUCGCUUCCUUCGAGACGGUUAUAAAACCCCAAGAGAGGACCCAAACCGAUUGCAUUAUGACCCUGCUGAACUCAAGCUCUUUGAAAACAUUGAAUGUGAAUGGCCUGUGUUCUGGACAUAUUUCAUAAUAGAUGGGGUCUUCAACGGUGACGCCGUUCAGGUCCAAGAGUACCGAGAGGCCCUGGAGGGAAUAUUAAUCAGAGGCAAGAACGGGAUCCACCUGGUGCCAGAACUGUAUGCCAUCCCACCUAACAAGGUAGAUGAAGAGUAUAAGAACCCCCACACGGUGGACAGAGUUCCUCUGGGGAAGCUGCCCCAUCUGUGGGGUCAGUCCUUGUACAUCCUCAGCUCACUGUUGGCAGAGGGAUUCCUUGCCACUGGGGAAAUUGAUCCCCUAAAUAGAAGAUUUUCCACUUCCGUCAAACCUGAUGUCGUAGUGCAAGUCACCGUUCUGGCAGAAAACAACCACAUUAAGGACUUGUUGAGGAAACAUGGGGUAAACGUCCAGAGUAUUGCUGACAUUCAUCCAAUCCGAGUCCAGCCAGGCCGGAUUCUUAGUCACAUAUAUGCCAAGCUUGGACGGAAUAAGAACAUGAAAUUGAGUGGGCGGCCAUAUCGGCACAUUGGCGUGCUUGGAACAUCUAAGCUAUAUGUGAUUAGGAACCAGAUCUUUACUUUUACACCCCAGUUUACCGACCAGCAUCAUUUCUACCUGGCCCUGGACAAUGAGAUGAUCGUGGAGAUGCUGAGGAUCGAACUGGCCUACCUGUGCACCUGCUGGCGGAUGACGGGCAGACCCACGCUCACCUUCCCCAUCACCCACACCAUGCUCACAAAUGAUGGUUCAGACAUUCAUUCUGCAGUUCUUUCUACAAUUAGAAAACUAGAGGAUGGAUAUUUUGGAGGAGCCAGAGUAAAAUUAGGGAGCCUUUCGGAAUUUCUUACCACGUCUUUCUACACAUAUCUGACCUUCCUGGAUCCAGACUGUGAUGAGAAGUUGUUUAAUGAUGACAGCGAAGGGAGCUUCAGUCCUGAUUCCGACUUGGGAGGAUAUUUGGAAGAUACCUAUAAUCAAGUUACAGAAAGCGAGGAUGAACUUGACCAGUAUAUCAACCACCUCCUCCAAAGCACCUCCUCCAAGUGCUAUCUGCCCCCUCUUUCUAAGAAGACAGAAGACAGCCAUGUUUUCAGUGCCAUCCACUCCACUCGGGAUAUACUUUCCGUGAUGGCAAAAGCAAAGGGUUUGGAAAUUCCAUUUGUUCCCAUGACUUUGCCAACUAAAGUUCUAAGUACCCACCGUAAAUCACUAAAUCUUGUUGAUUCUCCUCAGCCACUCCUAAACAAGGCCCCCGAAGACGACUUCCAGUGGCCCAGAGAUGACCAUGGUGAUGUGGACUGUGACAAGCUGGUUGAGCAGCUGAAAGAUUGUUCAAACCUACAGGACCAAGCAGACAUUCUGUACAUUCUGUAUGUAAUAAAGGGCCCCAGCUGGGACACAAAUCUCUCCGGACAGCACGGGGUCACCGUUCACAACCUCCUCAGCGAGCUCUAUGGGAAAGCUGGCUUGAACCAGGAGUGGGGUUUGAUUCGCUACAUCUCUGGCCUGCUCCGGAAGAAAGUGGAGGUCCUGGCAGAGGCCUGCACGGACCUGCUGUCGCACCAGAAGCAGCUCACAGUGGGCCUGCCACCAGAGCCCCGGGAGAAGACCAUCUCUGCGCCCCUGCCCCCCGAGGAGCUCACAAAGCUCAUCUACGAAGCCAGCGGGCAGGACAUCAGCAUCGCCGUCCUCACACAGGAGAUUGUGGUUUACCUGGCCAUGUACGUCAGGGCGCAGCCCAGCCUCUUCGUGGAGAUGCUCAGACUGCGGAUUGGACUGAUCAUUCAGGUGAUGGCCACGGAGCUGGCACGGAGCCUGAACUGCUCAGGAGAAGAAGCUUCUGAAAGUUUGAUGAACCUCAGCCCUUUUGACAUGAAAAACCUUCUGCACCAUAUUCUGAGUGGAAAAGAAUUUGGCGUUGAAAGAAGCGUGCGACCCAUCCAUUCCUCCACAUCCAGCCCUGCCAUCUCCAUCCAUGAGGUGGGACACACGGGAGUCACCAAAACCGAGAGGAGUGGCAUUAACAGGCUGAGGAGCGAGAUGAAACAGAUGACUAGGCGAUUUAGUGCUGAUGAACAGCUCUUUUCUGUGAGCCAGGCCGUGGCCAGCAGUGCACAUUCCUCCAAGUCUGCGAGAUCCAGCACCCCAUCCUCGCCCACUGGCACAUCAUCGUCAGACUCUGGCGGGCAUCACAUCGGCUGGGGGGAGCGGCAGGGCCAGUGGCUACGCAGGAGGAGGCUGGACGGAGCCAUCAACAGGGUCCCCGUGGGAUUCUACCAGAAGGUGUGGAAGAUCCUUCAGAAGUGCCAUGGUCUGUCCAUCGACGGUUAUGUGCUCCCGUCCUCAACGACAAGAGAGAUGACCCCACAGGAGAUCAAGUUCGCCGUGCACGUUGAGUCGGUGCUGAACCGCGUGCCGCAGCCCGAGUACCGGCAGCUGCUGGUGGAGGCCAUCAUGGUGCUGACGCUGCUCUCAGACACGGAGAUGAACAGCAUCGGGGGCAUCAUCCACGUGGACCAGAUCGUGCAGAUGGCCAACCAGCUGUUCCUACAGGACCAGAUGUCAAUUGGAGCCACGGAUACCCUGGAGAAAGACCAAGUCACUGGCAUUUGCCACUUCUUUUACGACAGCGCUCCGAGUGGGGCUUAUGGGACAAUGACCUACCUGACAAAGGCAGUGGCUUCCCAUUUGCAGGAACUGCUGCCCAAUUCAGGCUGCCAGAUGCAGUAGGGCCUCAGUGCUCUGAGUCUGUCCCUCGCUCCCUAGCCUCGUCGGGAACAUCCUGUUCUCCAGGAUCCCCGGUGUGGUCACAAAACCACGUCCCUUCAGAAACCCUGGAAGCCACCGACCUAAAACCAGUGUGUGUCUAAGCCACAGAGCCGACGGAUCGUGUGUCCCCACAGGGAGCACCAUGGGGUCGCUGUCUAGGUUCGCUUCCCUGUGACGUUUGCCAGAACAGACUCCAAGAGACCAGAUGAGGAGGAAUUAGAAACUGGUCUCUUUUGAGUGCAGUGUGAACGGAGAGGCCAGCUUAAAUUGGCUUUCACCGAGAGUUCCCGAAAGCAGUCAGGUGGUCAGAUAUGCUAGUGACACCUCCAAGGAUGGGAAGAUCUUCGAGCAGCGGGCGUCUGACGAGCGGACCUUGACAAGGGGGACAUCUUAACAGGAUGUGGCCUGUGGACCAAACUGUUUACCAAAUACAGCAACUCUGUCUUUCUGUGCAACUUUGGUUUUCUUAUGCCUUGCUUUCUUUCUAGGCCUCUCGUUUUACUGGCACGGCUACCUUUGCGUGACAGUCCUCUCUUGCCGAGAUUUAGAAGAGUGUUCACAGUUAACUUUGGCUUGUGGUCUUCAAGGAUUUUAUCCUGGCUGCUUAUGAAUUAGAGAUUUCUUCUGCCUUAUUUAAAAAAAAAAUCUGGAAUAUAGCAAAAAAAAAAAAAGGGGGGGGCCAAGAGGUGCCAGCACUUCUAGCUGGGCCAACUGUUGUUUGGGGGCUGGAGCAGCAGGGAGUCCCUCUGGAAGGCCUGUGCCCCCCCCUACCUCCACAUAGGGUGACAGCCCUGGCAGGCAAGCGGGGAGCCACACGAGGAGUACACGGUGCCCGAUGCCAUUUGUGCUGCCGCACAGGCAGUGCUUCUGUCUUAGCGGAGAGCCAGGCUGGCGACUCGAGCCCUUCUCGUGGGAGCGUUUUCCUCUUAGCUCCCAGGUA
Molecule: messenger RNA, 5109 nt
Organism: Prionailurus viverrinus (fishing cat)
Lineage: Eukaryota; Metazoa; Chordata; Mammalia; Carnivora; Felidae
Gene: PHKA2
Product: phosphorylase kinase regulatory subunit alpha 2
Exons: 33
Coding region: 423-4130 (1235 amino acids)
Biological process (GO): glycogen metabolic process
Cellular component (GO): phosphorylase kinase complex
Molecular function (GO): calmodulin binding
Source: RefSeq, a predicted model, not a curated record